AUGAGAUCCACAUCAGUUUACAUGAGUUUACAUUUGCGCGACAUUGAACACGAAGAGUCCUGCCACUGUUUUUGUCUGGCUCCAGUUACCAUCUUGAAUGGUGUUGUAUAUCCGACAUCGCUGCCAGAUUUCGGUCACUCUUCUGACGAUGAACACCUAGUCAAUCGUAGAUCGGCCAAGGCGAAACCCGAGGUGUUCGUUUGCGUUUGCAUUUUCGCGAUGUUCGAUAAGCCUAUCCAAGAAGAGCCUGUCGUGUCAGUCUUCGGUCGAGAAGGAACUAAUCGGUUUCUUUUGUGGAAUCGUAUUCUGAAAGUGAGGAGAACUGGACCGCGUGGCAGACGCCGCACUCCAUCACACGUGGAUUUGCUUGGAACGGAACGGUGUCGAUAUAGUUUCUUCCUGAUUAACAUCAGUGCUCCUCAAGGAUUUCUUCACAUACAGGUCAUUCCAAUGAACGAUUAUGGGUAG
Molecule: messenger RNA, 468 nt
Organism: Necator americanus (New World hookworm)
Lineage: Eukaryota; Metazoa; Nematoda; Chromadorea; Rhabditida; Ancylostomatidae
Exons: 5
Coding region: 1-468 (155 amino acids)
Source: RefSeq, a predicted model, not a curated record